This is a messenger RNA of Haliotis rufescens (red abalone), 1295 nucleotides long. Its product is annotated as mannan endo-1,4-beta-mannosidase-like. Gene Ontology annotation, molecular function: mannan endo-1,4-beta-mannosidase activity. The record is from RefSeq and is a predicted model, not a curated record. The coding region runs from base 80 to 1267 and encodes 395 amino acids. Lineage: Eukaryota; Metazoa; Mollusca; Gastropoda; Lepetellida; Haliotidae. Gene Ontology annotation, biological process: substituted mannan metabolic process. The transcript has 3 exons.
GAUAAGAGCCGUCUCGGUGAUAAGACGACAUUGCCUGACAUUCAGUCCAAGAACAUUCCAUACACGUGCAUUCGUUAUAAUGAGGUUGGCACUCGUGUUCUGGUUGUGUUCGGGCGCCGUGUUCUGUGGACCCGUGGACCAGCACGCCACAUCGGAAACCAAGAACCUGUACUACAGCUUGAAGACGUUUGCCCGUGACCCGAACAAGGUGUUAUUUGGCCACCAGGAGGACACGUGGUCUGGGGGUGAGGGAGGACACGCCCCUUACCAGACCUACUCCCAUAAUGGUUCUAUACAGGGUUGGUGGUUCAAGACCGGACAAGUGGACAGUUAUGCACAGGACGAGCUGUCGGACGUCAAGAGAGUCACUGGUGAGUAUCCUGCAGUCAUAGGAUUCGAUUUCACCAACUUCGAACCGGAUAAACUGAAGAUCAUGACGUACCUGGUGAAGAAGGCCCACGAGAAGGGGCUGGUGGUGACCAUCUUGCAACACAACUCCAACCCUGUCACUGGGGGCUCGCUACGGAUCGAGCAGGACCAUGGCAACGUCCUUCACACCAUCAAGAGACUCCUUCCCGGAGGUGACCAUAACGCCGUGUACAGACAGAACCUUGACAAGAUCGCAGGAUGGGCGCACAGCCUGAAGGAUAAACACGGCCGCCUGAUACCCGUCAUCUUUCGACCACUUCACGAACAAAAUGGCGGCUGGUUCUGGUGGGGAUUAAACAACAAGGCCCAUAACUCGCCCCAGGAUUUGAAGGACCUUUUCAAGUACAUUGUGACGUAUCUCCGUGAUCACAAAGCCGUGAGGAACUUCCUCUAUUGCAUCAGCCCGGACAAGUUUACCAGCAAAGACGAUUACCUUAAAAUAUACCCCGGUGACGACUAUGUUGACAUCGUCGGUACCGAUUUCUACUACGUCGACAAAUGGUCCACUAAGGACCAGUUUAAGAGAAUUAUUACAGACAUCGUGGAAAUUGCGGAGGCCAGGGAUAAGAUUCCUGCCCUGACGGAAUCGGGUUUGUUUUAUAACGGCAUCAACCAACAACAUCAGUUCUGGAACGACCACGUUCUUGACAUCCUCAAAUCCACGUCAACUACACGUCGACUCGCCUACGUCCUGGCAUGGGCCAACAAGUGCUGGACUGACGUCUGUCAGCUGUGGGUUCCUUAUCGAGGUCAUCCUGCCGCGGGUAGUUUCAAGAGCCACUUCUAUAACGAUGCCAUGACCGUAUUUGGCAAUGGACUCCAUAAUAUCUACGGUUGAAUUUUUUCAAUUAAAGGAAAAGGAAUAA